Messenger RNA from Photinus pyralis (common eastern firefly), 2092 nucleotides. Its product is annotated as O-acyltransferase like protein-like. The record is from RefSeq and is a predicted model, not a curated record. The transcript is spliced from 12 exons. Lineage: Eukaryota; Metazoa; Arthropoda; Insecta; Coleoptera; Lampyridae. Gene Ontology annotation, molecular function: acyltransferase activity, transferring groups other than amino-acyl groups. The coding region runs from base 1 to 1932 and encodes 643 amino acids.
AUGCUGUUUGAAUACGUAUCCGUGGUGAUAUUUGUGAGCGGUCUGUUAAAUUCGAAAGUGAGCGGUGAACCAUUGGGUUACUUGCAAUACGUUCUGGAUAUUCUGGCUGAUGUGGUUCUGAAUGAGACAAAUGGAAUUGGUAUUAACUGUAGACGUCAUCUGGACUACUAUCAAACAGGAUUGGAGACAAAUCGAUUUUGGGCCCUUCAAAUGUUCGACGCCACAAGCAAGCUACCAUCGGGAAUUGGAACAGGAAAUACAGCCGACUUGGGUUCGUUUGAGGAGUGCAUCGAAGUAAAUCAACGGAUAGAUUCCUCAGAUUCUUUCCGAGGACGAUACUGUUUUGGGGAGACGAGUAUGAAUUUAAAGGAGAUAAAUGCGACAAUAACACUGAAACUGGCAAGUUGCUUACCAGACAGCUGUUCCACUGGCGAUGCGUCUACAAUAUACAAGUAUUUCGGACUCAAUUUUUCGUUCCCAGAAAAUUUGUGCCAAGCACUCGUUGAUCGAGAAAAGCUGCGGUUUGGGUUAUCGGAAUAUUGUGGAGUGGUAUUUUUCGGAAUAUUCGCGCUGAUGAUUGCUGCUUCCACAACUUACGACAUCUACUUGUACGCAACUGAAUCUCAAAUCAAGCAUCAGGCACUUGUCGCGUUUUCCAUUCUUAAAAAUGGCAAAAAACUGAUCGCCAUCGAAAACAAUGCCAAACAAAUAACUUGCAUGAACGGAAUUCGAGUUAUCAGCACUAUGUGGAUCAUCCUAAACCACAGAUAUUUCAUACAAUUAUCCUACUUUCCUCUGUGGAAUAACUUCUACAAGGAAACCUGGACGCUCAGUGCAGGAAAUAUGUUUGUGAUAAAUGCACCAAUGGCAGUUGACACCUUCUUUGUACUAUCAGGAAGUCUUGUAAGCUACGUUUACCUCUGCUCCGCCGAGAAAAGCACCUCGUUUCAUAUUUUCAAGUUCUACCUCCACCGGUUUUUGAGAUUAACUCCCGUUUUAGUCGCCGUAAUCGUUUUCAUAGUCACAUUGCUCAGACAAUUCGCAACGGUCCCUCUCUGGUCGAGCAUGAUUCACUCAAAACUGAUUGAGGGUUGCGAAAAGUAUUGGUGGAAGACGCUGUUGUAUAUUCAAAAUUAUGAUCGAACGCCUUCAAUGUGUCUCCCUCACGGUUGGUACUUGAGCAGCGAUAUGCAGUUGUAUGUAGUUUCUCCAAUCUUUCUGCUUGCGUUAUCCAGAUGGCCAAAACGUACCAUUUAUGGAAUCGUCGCGCUCAUUGUUUGUAAUAUAGUUGGAUGCUUUUUGCUAGGUUGGUUUUUUGAGAUUAGUGGUAUAUCGCAGGGAAAUGUAAGCUUUGAAAGGCUGAUGUUAUUCGUCUGGAUGUAUUAUUUUCCCGCCUAUACAAGAGCAGCACCAUGGUUGAUAGGAAUUAUACUGGGCUACCACCUAUACUUGUCCAAAAAGAAGAAGUAUGAGCUGUCUACGAAAAUUGUGGCAAGUUUGUGGAUUCUCAGCUUGAUGGUCAUGUGCGCAAUUGUAUUUGGGGGGCACGAUCUGAUUACUUCAGAAUAUCGUAGGGUGUUAAACGCAAUUUACAUAGCUUUGGUCCGCCCGGCCUGGGCCUUAGCUGUAGCCGCCGUGAUUUUUACAUGUGCCAAUGGUUACGCAGGUCCAGUAAAUUGGUUCCUUUCGUUGCCCAUAUUUGAAGUGCUAUCGCGUUUUACUUACACACUUUACGUUGUACAUUACAUCGUCAUUUUUGUUCUAACAAGUCAAAUGAGGACAACUGUGCUGUUUAGCAACUUGGAGGCGAUGCACCAGUUUUGGGGCGACUUUGCGUUUACGUUUUUCGUCGCGACGCUUGUAACUUUAGCGUUUGAGCUACCCAUGAUCGAAAUUGAAAAGAUCAUAUUUGCAAAGAAGAAAAAUGUAUGAUGGUGGGUCAAAGCGGCCUUAAUUUUGUUUUUAGUUGAGUCUGGAGGACAGUAAAAAUACGGAAGCCGAUCCUAGUAUAAUCUUAAUAAGGUAGCAAAUAUAAUUUCCCAGUACUGGGAAGAGGCUAAGAUUAGUGUGUGACUAUUAUAGAAACUAUUUA